AUGGCAGUUGUUUUACCAUAUGUUGAUGAUAGAGAAUUUGUGUUAGAGAGAUUUCUUGAUAUUGUUCAUGUAAAAAAUACCAGUGUUUUAUCUCUAAAAGAUGCAAUUGUCAAUUUACUUUCUCAAAAUUCCUUGAGUUUAUCUUAUGUGCAUGGACAAUCCUAUGAUGGAGCAAGUAAUAUGCAAGGUGAUAUCAAUGGUUUUAAGAUGUUGAUUAACAAUGAAAGUAAAUUGGCUUAUUCUAUUCAUUGCUUUGCUCAUCAACUUCAAUUGACUCUUAUUGGUGUUUCUAAAAGAUGUCUUCAAGUAGAACUUGUGCACUUGGUUUCAGAUAUUUUUAAUAUGUUGGGAUCUUCUUAUAAGUGUAUGGAUGAAUAUACAGAAUCUCAAAAAACAAAAAUUCAGGAGGCUUUUGAUACUCGUUGGGCAUCUCACUUCAAAUAUUUUAAUUAUUUUAUUCAUAAGUUUGAUAAAAUUAUAGAUAAACUUGAUAAUAUUGUUGAAACUGCACAUUCUUUGAAUGAAAGAUCUAGGGCUAAAGGAUAUAUUAGAGCUGCUCAAACGUGUGAGAUUGAAUUCAUAUUACAUUUGAUGAAAGAAAUUUUAGGAAUUACAAACGAUCUUAGUACAUGUUUACAAAAUAAAGAGCAAGAUAUUGCAAAUGUCAUGCUACGUAUUGAUGUAGCCAAGAGAAGGUUGCAAGAGUUGAGGGAAGAUAAUAAAUGGGAUUUUUUUGUUUCUGAGGUGUCUACAUUUUGUAUCAAGCAUAACAUUGUGGUUCCUACUUUUGAUGAGCUGUAUGUGAACUCUGAAAGAUCAUGGCGUAAAUCUGUUGACUAUACUGUCUUUCAUCAUUAUCGUGUUGAAGUCUUUUGCAAAAUAAUUGAUUGGCAAUUGCAAGAACUUAAUGAUCAUUUUGAUGAGCUGACAACUGAGUUUCUUCAUGGUGUUUCUUGUUUGAGUCCGGUAGACUCAUUUUCAAGUUUUGACAUUCAGAAAAUAAUGAGAAUGACUGAAUUAUAUCCUGAUGACUUUGAUGAACUUAAUAUGUGUGCACUUAAGAAUCAGCUUGCAAAUAACAUUAUUGAUGUUUGUGACAUUGAUAAAAGGUUCUCCAAUAUAAAUAGGCUUUGUGAUCUUUCAAAAAGAUUGAUUUAG
Molecule: messenger RNA, 1158 nt
Organism: Capsicum annuum
Lineage: Eukaryota; Viridiplantae; Streptophyta; Magnoliopsida; Solanales; Solanaceae
Product: zinc finger MYM-type protein 1
Exons: 1
Coding region: 1-1158 (385 amino acids)
Source: RefSeq, a predicted model, not a curated record